AACAGUGGUGCUGAGUGUUUUGUUUGAAAAUUCAAAAUCUUGUGGUUUUUACAAGAGAGAUUCGAAUGUGCAGUCGAUCUAAGACUAUAUAAUGCAGGCAAGCCAUAAAAUUGUUGUGACUUUUGACAUCACCAUCCAAAACUAGAAGGACCAACGCGCCAUAGUUACUCCAAUGGGUCGCAGAUGAGAAGUUUGACAAGUGCUCCUACGAUUAUCAGUGCAUGAUAUUCACUUGACUGUCAUAUGGCCGGAUCAAACACGUUUGGAAAUCACUGGUGUAUUGUCAGCGUGGAUUCCUGCAGGAACAAGCCAAAUCAUCCAUAACUGAGUGCCAAAAUAACACAGUAGUGCACAUCAAGAAUGGCGCAGAGCUGGAAUUCGACAGCAAAUAGACGUCAUUUACCAUCUAAUACUUCGCGUGAUAACGCCGAACCAGAGAAAAAUGACGCCCUCCUUCCAAGGAGAUUCACAAAGGCCACGAUCGGUGUCCUAGUUGUGUCUGGUGUAGUAGUGGUCGGUUUACAGUCUUACAUCUUUUACAACUUCACGCAAAUGUACGAUGGCAACAGUCUUCCCAGUUCAAGCUAUAGCAGUUCCUGGGAUGUUUUGUACACGGCCAUGGCCAUGAGCAGCGGUUCGGCUAACGCCCUGGUCGGAUUUUUCAUGGCCUGCGUCAUCAAAGCUCGUAGGCGGCUCAUGAUGAUAUUCGGCACUGUCCUCACAGUUGUCGCCGCUGCCGCAUCGGCCCUGGCCGGCUUUUACGCCAUCGCGGAGCAGCUCAAACUCUACAACAAUCAAGAGAUACCGCAACAUGUUUGCGUUGGUGCUGACGCUUACGAACCUUUAAAAACCGACUGUAUCGCCUGGUGGUGGCUGGAAUUGACAGUUCUUAUUUUUAGCGGUUUCGCACUGAUUGCCAAUUUCGCUUGUUUCGUCAUCCUGUGCAUUGAUUUGUACGGCGGACACUAUCGCCAAAAGCUGCAACGAGCGCCACCAUUUUUGGAUGUUGCCGGUUCAGUCAAGUCGGGAUCUACACAAGUUCAUUCAAUCUACGAUGAUCACAGCACAACAAGAUCAGACCAGUGGAUUCCACGAGUUAACAGUUUCCAGUCUGGUAAAUCAAGUGACAUAAUGCGCAGGUUCCAAUCUGAAAUUGACAGGACAAGACCUCGCGAUAAGCAACAAAUAGUUUCACAAAAUCCUAGUCUGUACCAAAAUCGACCGAGUUUACCGAUCGUCAUCCGCAAAAAUACGAGCUCAAUCUAUUUCUAUUAAUUAUGUCUAUGCUGGUAAAUGAAACCAUUUAGCUUUUGCUGCAACUGCAAUUCUUUCAGAGGGGCACACUGUUAUUUCUGUACUGUACAUAAAAUGUAAUUCAAUGAUUUCGAAAGGAAAAUAGUUCAUUAUAUAAGUUGAUACGUUGACGACUUUAUUUUCUUGAAACAUAACGACAAUACAACGUUGAGAAAGAU
Messenger RNA from Daphnia pulex (common water flea), 1472 nucleotides. RefSeq lists its product as uncharacterized. The coding region runs from base 361 to 1275 and encodes 304 amino acids. The transcript has 5 exons. The record is from RefSeq and is a predicted model, not a curated record. NCBI's taxonomy places the organism in Eukaryota, Metazoa, Arthropoda, Branchiopoda, Diplostraca, Daphniidae.